CGAGCUCCGCUCUUGACAAAAGUGAUCGGUGUGACAAAUUGUCACGCACUAGUAGCCGGAGGCUGGCAAAUGCCUAAUUUUUUCGUAUAUUAUAUUACCAAACUCAAGGCUGAGAAUUCUGAGCUUAAAAGCAAAGUAGCAAAAUUAAGCUGUGAUUUCGAAAAAAUAAAAUCAAAGGGAAUAAUCACUGAUCUUCUGGAGCACUUGCCAAUUUCCUCAUUAGCCGAGAAAAAGACAGUAAGUGUUUCUACUGAAAUGGAAAAUUCUAACGAUACCCCCGAACCGAUAGACUUACAAACUGAGGAUGUUUCGGUAUCAGAUAUAUCCGAUAACACUUCAAAUUCUGGCGUUAGCCUAUCUCUGGUUGAUAAUACUUCUGAACAGAUAGUCUCACGUAAUGAGGAGUCUAACACAUCUAGCCACUCUGUGUCUGCCUCCAGCAAAUCUGAUAUAUACCAGGAUUCGGUAACCCCCACAUCUCCUAUUUCUGCAGAAACCAUAUCGUUGGAAGAGAAGGAAGAAAAUGAAUUUCUGAAUUUGCGGUAUAAGGAACAGGUUAGUAAAGAGAUAAUGGAAAGAAUUAGGGAGAAAAAACUUCGAGAUCAAAACUUAUCUUCAGAUAGAGGCGUAGCCUCAUUGCAAGGCAAUAAUACUUCAUCGGAAACAUCCUACGAAAAUCAAAAUUUGGAAUCAUCUAUAAUAUCGCAAUCUAUCUCUAAUAGUUAUGAGUUAUCUUCGGAUAGAGGCGUACCCUCAUUGCAAGGCAAUAAUAAUUCAUCAAACCAAUCUAAUUUAUCAUGUGAUCUAAAAAAUGUUAUAUUGGAAACGAAUCCAAAGGAUUCAACUGAGGUAAGUGGAGGGGAAACAAUCUCCCAGGUCUAUGACCCAUUAAACCUGAAUAUUUCAGAAAUAAGUUCUGAGUCCAAAUCGCCUACUAAUCUAUCGCCUAAUCAGAGGCACAAAGUGCUUUGCUCCGCAAAAAUUUCUUAUAAUCAAAAAGUAGAACGAGAUUUAAGACUCGAGCUAUUUAUUUGCAUCAAAGAUAAUAACCACAAGAUUAGUAAAGUAUUUGAUAUUCAGAUUUCUGAAUUCUCUUUAGAAACGAUUUUAUCAGGAUCUAGUAAGGUUACGUCACAAAAUAUAGUUGAUCUAUUUAGGGUAGCAAUGAAGAUUCGACAAAAGGAAACUAGUGCUAAAGCAUCUAUUGAUGACCAAUCGGCAAGAACGAUAGUGUAUAAUGAAAUAAAAUCGCUCCUUCCUGAUAUUACUGAUGCACAGAGUGCCAUUUCUUCCGAAAUAAAAGUGAUCGGUGUGACAAAUUAUUACGUGCAUAUGUCAGAUCUAUCUAGCUCAAAUGAUUCAUCAGCAGAGUUGGCACGGUUAAAAUUGCCAGAAAUCGAGGUGAGUGAGGAAGCCAAGAAAACUUUACCAGAAACUGAGGCAACAUAUACGGAAGAAACUGGCCUCGAUCCUUGGAUGGAUUCCAAACUCUCUGAAUCUUUUGAGGAAAAGACUUUAUUUGUACCGCGAGUAAAUGUUCAAUCUACACCAUCAAAAUGA
This is a messenger RNA of Diversispora eburnea, 1560 nucleotides long. The record is from the annotation of a GenBank genome assembly. Lineage: Eukaryota; Fungi; Glomeromycota; Glomeromycetes; Diversisporales; Diversisporaceae.